Molecule: messenger RNA, 1695 nt
Organism: Pangasianodon hypophthalmus (striped catfish)
Lineage: Eukaryota; Metazoa; Chordata; Actinopteri; Siluriformes; Pangasiidae
Product: putative ferric-chelate reductase 1
Exons: 11
Coding region: 99-1301 (400 amino acids)
Biological process (GO): regulation of glutamate receptor signaling pathway
Source: RefSeq, a predicted model, not a curated record
CCUCACAGUUUAAAAAGACAUACCCAUCUUAGCAUCAACACACCCUACAACGCAUCUUAUUCAGAGCAUACAAAAUCAUCCAUCUUAUCAUUACAGAGAUGGAGGCCAGACUGAUUGCGGUGGUUUUGUUUGUUUGCUCUGUUUGUCAUUUCACUGAAGCCCAGCUACCGGCACCAACAGCACUCAAUACCACCAUCACUCGUACCACUUGUGGCAGCUCUAAGCUGUGUGUGUCGACUCCGGGUAAUUGCGAUCCUUCAGGAAACUCCAGCUGUUUUUUCAGCUCUACUCAGCUCAGUAGUACAGUACUGACUGUGGAAAUCUCCGGCAGUACUUCAGGAUACGUGGCACUGGGACUCAUAGCCACUACCAACCUAACCCAGCCACUAAAUCAGGGAGUCAGUGCUGUGUUUGUCUGCGGCAACAACAACAACAGUUUCUUCUUCCAGACAGCUACUCAAAACGGCGCACAGUUGACUCCUGUUAAUACGAGCACCAUAAAUAUAACUAGUAUUCAGGGUUCAGUAAUGGCAAACCAGAGUCUUGUUCAGUGUACCUUCAACAUCACCUUCAAUUCUACUUUCACUCAGCUGCCUUUCAACGUCACUAUCCUUAAUGGAACCACAAAUGGAACAGCCCUGGGAAAUCUGACUACAAUAUUUAGCUCCGGACCAUUAGACCUGGCAAAUCCCAAGAGCAAUAUUCCAGUGGUAGUGCUCAACAUCACGCGUGACGGAUGUGGCAGCUCUAAGCUGUGUUUCUCAAACGCAUCUGGUUGCAAUCCUGCAGGAAACUCCAGCUGCUUUUUCAGCUCAGUUCAAACGAAAAGUCAAAAUUUCUCCUUUGAGCUCAGUGGCACGAAAGCGGGAUAUGUGGCACUGGGACUGAUGAAACAGAACUCUACUGUUGUGUUUAUCUGCGGCAAUGACACCACUGGCGGCAAUUUCUUCUUUCAAACUGCUAUUAAAAAUGGCACAAGUCUGACCCUUACAAAUGUGACCACUGUAUACAACAAUCAAGGUGUAGUAUCAAAAAACCAGACUCUUAUUCAGUGUAUCUUCAACACCACCACCACUUUGAACUUCAGCACCAAAGCUGAUGACACUAAGUACCAAGUCACCAUCAUGAGUGGAACCACCAACGGAACUCAACUGGGAGAUCCAGCUGUACUAUAUGACUCCAAAACGGCAAUAGACCUGUCUGAUCCUACUGCCCUGAAUCCAAGCAGCAGCAAUGCUGUAAGCCUCUGCACUAAUGUGUUGGCUGUGAUGCUCAGCGCUCUGACUCUCCGCCUCCUAUAAAACCCUGCCUUGUUACUUUUAAUAUAAUUCUCAGAGUCUAUAAAUGUGUGCUAGAGUAAUAGGCUGAUUGGUGCCUGUGUGUUUGUACAUAUAUGAAGCUAUACUUAAUUGGCUGAACAUGAGAACACAUCUGUGAUAUGUAAUUGUCACUUCAUUAUUUUUUUAACAGUCAAAAUAAGAUGUUAAUUUACACUCCCAUACACAUUCUACUUUUACAUAUAAUUUAUUCAGAGAGCAAAUGCACUGAAUAGAGUCUAGUUUAUGAUCAUUUUAGUUUAUAUUUUUGUUUUAGAUAAUACAUCUGGGUUAUUGUAGGUUGUUUCCCUCUAAAACAUUUCUAUUUGUUUUUCUCUUUUGUUGAUUGCUAUCACAUUAAAAGUAGAAAAAUAUCUAA